Messenger RNA from Condylura cristata (star-nosed mole), 7665 nucleotides. It is a transcript of the gene PLCXD3, whose product is annotated as phosphatidylinositol-specific phospholipase C, X domain containing 3. Gene Ontology annotation, cellular component: synapse. Gene Ontology annotation, molecular function: phosphoric diester hydrolase activity. Bases 178 to 1143 code for a protein of 321 amino acids. Lineage: Eukaryota; Metazoa; Chordata; Mammalia; Eulipotyphla; Talpidae. Gene Ontology annotation, biological process: lipid metabolic process. The record is from RefSeq and is a predicted model, not a curated record. The transcript is spliced from 3 exons.
GCAUGGGGUGUUUUGAAUAAUUAUUAAAAUUAGCAUGUGUCUGCGCCAUCCUGUGGGUGUGGCGCAGAGCGGAGUGUAAACUCUAGCGGGGCUGGAGCAAACAUUGGAUUAGCGGCAGCAGCCAGCCAGCCUGCUCUAGGAGUGCCGGGACCAGCGCGCGCCUCGGCGACCGGCACGAUGGCCUCGUCUCAGGGGAAGAACGAGCUAAAAUUCGCCGAUUGGAUGGCAACUCUGCCAGAGAGCAUCCACAGCAUCCCCCUCACCAAUUUAGCCAUCCCAGGGUCUCAUGAUUCCUUCAGCUUCUACAUUGACGAAGCCUCUCCAGUUGGGCCUGAACAGCCAGAAACUGUCCAGAAUUUUGUCUCUGUGUUUGGAACUGUGGCCAAAAAGCUGAUGCGGAAAUGGCUAGCCACUCAAACGAUGAACUUUACUGGUCAGCUAGGAGCCGGGAUUCGUUAUUUUGAUCUUCGCAUUUCCACUAAACCCAGAGACCCCGACAACGAACUCUACUUUGCUCAUGGUUUGUUCAGUGCCAAGGUCAAUGAAGGCCUUGAGGAGAUCAAUGCGUUUCUCACAGAUCACCGUAAGGAGGUUGUAUUCUUGGACUUUAACCACUUUUAUGGGAUGCAGAAAUACCACCAUGAAAAACUGGUUCAGAUGCUAAAAGAUAUCUAUGGAAAUAAAAUGUGCCCAGCGAUUUUUGCCCAGGAAGUUAGUCUAAAGUACCUUUGGGAGAAGGACUACCAAGUCCUGGUCUUCUAUCACAGUCCAGUGGCUCUGGAAGUGCCCUUUCUCUGGCCCGGGCAGAUGAUGCCAGCACCAUGGGCCAACACCACAGACCCGGAAAAACUGAUCCAGUUUCUUCAGGCGUCUAUCACCGAGAGAAGAAAGAAGGGCUCGUUUUUUAUAUCUCAGGUGGUGCUGACCCCCAAAGCUAGCACUGUGGUCAAAGGGGUGGCCAGUGGCCUCAGAGAAACCAUCACAGAGAGAGCCCUCCCAGCCAUGAUGCAAUGGGUCCGCAUGCAGAAACCAGGAGAGAGCGGCAUCAAUAUUGUCACUGCUGAUUUUGUAGAACUUGGUGAUUUCAUCAGCACUGUCAUAAAGCUCAACUAUGUCUUUGAUGAAGGAGAAGCCAACACUUGAUAGCACCAUUUAGAGCAUCCACGUCCACGCAUAAGACAGAGAAGACUCAUCGUGUUAGGCAUUUUAUCUAUAAACACUCUGAUCUUCCUAUUCCACUGAGUCUCUGAAGGGAUUAGGGCUGGUAGUGGGUGGGAAAAGAGGGAAGCCAUUUCUUCAGUGAUUAUAAUCAUAUUCUGCAUUACUAUAAAUAAUUCAUUUCCCAUUUGAUGAGCAAAAUUUAGUGUUAGGGAUAAAAAGACCAGUGAAUUUUGCUUUUCAAAAUUAGUCUUUGUAUCGUAAUACUUCUGAGUGUUUACUUGAUUGCGUUUCUGGUUUCAGCCUAAGGCACCAACCAACAUUGUCUGCAUUCUCUUGCUGAAUCUUUCUGCUCCCUCUAGUGCACUUUUUUUAGUCAGCUGCUGUGUGAAACUCCAAACAAUUGAAUGCUCAACAUAACAUGUAUUACAUUGUUGUAUUGAAAUUUGUUUUGUGGGACUUGAUAUAAUAUUCUGUGGUCAUCUGCAACUGGGUGAUCACUGCUAACUCAUGAUCAUAGAAAAUAUGUAUCCAGUCAGUUUCCCUGCCUCAGUAAAUAUUGAAGACCAUGACCAGUGAUUUUGUUUGUUUGUUUGUUUGUUAUGUGAAAUAAUAGUGUUUCACAGUAUUUCUAUUUCAGGCAGCUAUAUGUAUAGAGUAAAAAUUUUUGGAAAAACUGUUUGUGCCAACUCCGUAAUGAAAAAUAGUAGGAGGGGAGAUGAAUACCAUUUUAAUUAAAGGAUAACUUAAAUAGAAUUGCUCUGAAAUGCCCAGUAAUUGUAAGUUAUGACAAGUGUGUUAAAGUCAGAAAAGUCUGAAAAGAACUUUUGCAAUUGUCUUCAAAUGAUUUUUAUUUGCUUUUUUUUUAAGAAGAAAAAGAAAGAAAUGAACUAGUAUGUAAAUUUCUCUAAUCAAUCAGAAUCCAAAUAUGUCAUCAUAGGUUCAAGUGUUUGAGGAAGAUAUUUCAAGAAGCUUUGAUUUGAUUUUCCUACGUGAAGUUGAAGAAAGGUGGUGGAAAGCCUUAGAGCAAUGUUUUUGAAACUGUGCCCAUGAAAUCUCAAAGAUCCAUAAAUUAUCUCUAUGACCUGGGCAGACUUAUGAAAAUCGACACUACCUCCCCUUCAUAGUUCCCUCUCCCCUGGGCAGACUUAUGAAAAUCGACACUACCUCCCCUUCAUAGCUCCCUCUCCCCAGGGUCGAGAAUGAGACUGUAAAUGUAUCACAGCGAGUGUCUGCAGGUCAACAUUUGAUAAUCCGAUUCUAUAGAGAAGAAAAAUUAUAAUACAGCUUUGAGCUUGUUUUUUGCUUGGAACCUUUGUGAAAUGUGACGAGUCUAAAAUAGUCUUAGAAGAGCACAAUAACCCUUGCCUAUGUUUCUCAGUCUUUGUGAGGCAUUUCUCAAAUAUGCUCAAAUUAUUACAAUUAUGAAUUACUUUAUUUUCAUGUUUAGAGAUAAUUUCCUUGAUAGUUUCUUGGGAAAAUAUAGUCCAUACAAAGUGGGGCCACAGAGAAGUAGAAGCAUGCCCUCUGAUUUUAACUAAUUUAAAUGUAGGAUAAUUGGUUUAAUCUCUUAGGCCUAGAUAAGGGGGAGUCAAUUCCAAGAGUAUGUAUGUGAAGACUAUAGAUAAUAAAGAGUUAAUUAAAAGAUUAUAAAUACUCACUGUCAGAAAAUAGUAUUUAUUAACAGCUGCAUGAGGGAAUAGGAAUUGUUUAAUGGAAAAGAAUGUUUAUGAGAAGUGUGUCAGUGUGUGUGUAGAACAAGUAGCAUGCAUUUUACACACAGCAGAUAUGUUCUCUUUCCCAGUUGUAUGUCUAUGUCUUGCCUAACACAAUAUAUACCCACUUCUGUGCAUGCAAUACACAAAUAAAUACAAGUCACACAAAUACAGACAUAGACAGAAUCACAACUCUUCUUUUUGCAAGACAGCAACGAUAAUAUUAAAUAGUCUUAAGACUGUAACUCUUAAAACCUAAAAUGAGUGAUAAGAACUCUGAAAGUAGAAUAGAUGAUGAUAUUAAAUAUUUUUGUAAAAAUAGUCUAGCUGGGACUUAAUUAUUUACAUAUAUAUAAUUUUUGUUCAUCUUUCCCUGGCAGUUUUAUUCUCCCCCCCCCUCACCCCUUCACCUGCAAUUGAAUAAGAAUCAUUUUUAAAGGACUGUGGAUUAUCGAGAUUCAUGUCCUAUAAACUUGCUUUUGGGGCAGACUGUCUCUCUGAUUAUUCAUUAUUCAUGCCUCAAGAGCAUGUUCAGCUAAGCACACUUGCCAUGACACAAAGAUUUAACUUAUAAAUAUAGCAGAAAACAGAUCUUUCAACAUAUUGACAAUGAAUCAGAUAUAGUAAUGAUUUUUUUUUUAACUUAAAUGCUUUCUUGUAAUGUUUGCUUAGGUUAGCUUUGUCAUUUGGGUGCUGGAAAAAACAAACACUGAAGCAUUAGCCUAAUCAUGCAGAUUCUUACCAGAGAAAGCUUUUCAUUAUUAUUAAUGACACGCACACAGAAAACCUGUUUGACAAAAGGUUAUUUCAAGUCAAUGAUAUGGUUCCCUGCAUACAUAUGAUGCCUAGAAAACAGGCCCUGAGGAUAAAUGGACUUGCCUUAAUUUCUAAAGAGUAAACAGGGAAAAGUGAGCCAUGUUCCUCCAACUAAAGAAGAGUUCACAAGGAAUGAUUCUUUUAAAAGGGCAAUGGAGAGGUACCUGUGGUUGGCUUUUGUCCAUUGGCUCUGCCCUGGAGCACACUCAGGGAGCAGGCUGGGGACUUACAUCAAGAGGUGGGGGGUGAGGCCAGAACUUACCUUAGCCCCAAGCCACCAGCUCCUCCCACCCCAACUCUCCCCCUAUCUCAGUGGGGCGGUGUCUUUCUAGAUAGCUCACAGCACAAGGGCUACAGAUAGGUCUCAAGGUGGGAGGAUUUACAUCUUGGGGCACUUUUCUUUCCUGUUCCUUCCAACUCUGUGUCACAAGUCCUGCCAGGCAAACAAACAAACAAAAAUAAUACUAUCCAGUUUUAAGCCAAUCUAGGAAAUCUAAGGAGUGGGUGAGAUGAGGGAAUCCAUGCCCAGAUACCAUUUUUGGCUUUCUACCUUGUUUUUCAUUCGGAAGAGUCACAGUGAUGAAUCCUGCCAUUAUCAUUUCUGUCUCACUGAUCACAACACAGUCAUGUGAAUACAGCAAAUGAGAAAGCAUCUUUUCAAAGCCUUAGGAUAUUUUAUAUGAUGACCUCAAUCUUCACUUUCAGCCAUACUAGGAAAAUUCACUUUUCAUGGAAUGCCACCUAAAUGUGAAUGUAUUAGAGCAUGAAGUGUUUGUCAUUUUGUGCCUGUGUAUGAACACACAUGUAAACACACACACACAUGCUUGGCGUGUACAUUCUCACACUUAUAACAUUAUUCACAUGGAAACUGCACUCUAAUUAUCAACCUGAUCUUAUUGCCAUUUUAACUCGUAAACAGGAUCUCUUGCACUAGUAGGCACACACGUAAUUCAAAUAAUUAAAUAUUUAAGAGGAAAAAAAAUCACUGGAAGACCAAUGAAAAAUGAGAUCUUUAUAAAUAAGAAAUGCCUAGCAGUGAGAGUCCAGCCACAUUUUCACUGACACUUUGAACUGGAGAAGCAAAAGUAUGCUUGAAGAGAAAUUACAAACAAAUAUGCAUCUUCAUUUAAGGUUACUUUGAGUUAUUUGAGGUUCUGUCAUCUUUUCCGCCAAGGUUAACUGUUCAGGUUCUCCCCUGUUAGGAUUCCAGUCUGGAAAAUUUGGAAGUCUCAGGAAAUGCAUGUUUUCAUGAAUUUUUCAGUGCUACUGCUUUCGUGAUCCAAUGACACCUUUGGUCGCUCAUUUAAAUGAGAGUGGUCGCAUUUUGAAUUGCUAAUAGAAAACCAUGCAGUGUCCCUCAGGAUAUGCUAAUCAAGGUUUUUAAAAUAUUUUGUUUGAUAGUACUUUAGUCUUUCAACUAGAUUUCAGUGACACAAUGGUGUAAGUGCUGUAUUUGCCAUAACUUAUUGGUGGUUCCUGUGUUAUAUAGCCAUUUUAAAUAAUGCUCUAAGUUGUUCAUUUUCCUAAUGACAAUGACAAAAUGGUCUGUAGAAUUUGUAAAAAUGUGUUGACUGUCUGUUGAACAUUGUGUAACUCUGAUUUCAUUUUGUGAUACUAUUUUGUAGGUAUUUGUUCUAAACAUAUACUUGUAUGAGUCAGAAGUACGUGCCUGUGUGGUGUGUAUGUGUAUUGUAUCUUAUGAAAAUCAAACUUAUCCUAAAAAAGGGCACAUAAUGACCAGUCUUAAUGCAUUGCCAUUUCUUGUUGCUGCAUUCAGAUUCAAACUUCAAGAGAAAUGAUGUUUCAGUUAAACAUGACCUUUUGAAACAUCAGAUGAGGAAUGUGCUUUACAACUUACUCUGAGUUUCCAUUACCAAAGAGUCCUGUUCGUGGAACAUUCUAUGCUUUUCAUAAGUUUCCAGUUACCACCAAUUAAUUAACUUCAUUUUCAUUCCAAAAAACCUCCUAAAUUCACAUUCGUUUCCAACAACCACAUUGUCGAUGUGCCGCUAAAGCUGUUCUCCAAACAUGGAACCAUCUUGCUUGUAAAGAAGGGUUUCCCAUGAAAAGUUUCUCCAAACCAUUGCAUUUUAAAAGUUGGAUCUUCUCGGUUCAUAUGAACUUCUCUAACUCUGUGAGAGUAACCAAAGACUCAUCAAUAUUAGGUGGUUCCAACAUGUUAUUGACCUCAAAAAACAAGCCUAUAGAAGCUCUUUUACCCCUUAGCCUACAUAUAAUUCACUUAUAGAAAAGUCAUGACUAGAUUAAGGAUCUGCAUAGGCUUGACAUGCUCAAAGCAAAAAACUCUUCAAUCUUGUAAGGACCUGGGAUCUGGUGAUUAGUUUUCCUCCCUUUAUUUUUCCUUCAUAAUUUUUUUUUCCAUAUUAAGGGUUGCCAGAUAAAACGAUAUCCAGUGAGAUGUGAAUUUCAGAUAAACAAUAAAUUUUUAGCUUAUCUCCCAAAUAUUUCAUAAAGUAUUCUAAUACUAAAAAAAUACUCAUUGUUUAUCUGAUAUUCAAAUAUCGCCAAUUGAGUUUCUUUUUUUCUUCCUCUAUGCAUCAUGCCUCUAUUGUUUUUUAAUCUGGUUUACCAAUAAAGGGUGAGAGCUAUCCUCCUUUCAUAUCUUAAGAGAAUUCAAGAAGAUCUAUGGUUCUUAAAGCCCUUCAUGAAGUAAAAUGUUGGCCCAUGCCUAAUCUAAAAGUAUGUUAUGAAGGAACAAUUCAUAGAUGGAAUAAUUAGAUUUAGUCCAUGCCAAAUCUAAAAAUACGUUAUGAAGGAACAAUUCAUAGAUGGAAUAAUUCAUAGAUGAAAAAAUUAAGGCAUAAUUAAUAUUGUCACAUUCAAAUUUCUCUCCACUGCCUGUUGUGACUUUCCAGAGUAUCCUGCCCCCCCACAUAGAUCCCUUCGAAGAAAAAAUGUGCUUAACAACUUACCAGGGUUUCCAUGAGCAAACAAUACAGUUUGUGGAGCACCGUAUGCUUUUCAAAAGUUUUCAAUGUCAAUCAAUUUAUGGACUUCAUUAUUCUACAAAGAAAGUAAACUCAUAUUCGAGGUGCAGAAAAAUCUCCAGUAAUCCUUUAAGUAACAUUUCCCACUAAUUGGGACAAAAUGAACUUAUACAUUAAAAAUGCCUCUGGAGAGUGGCGCACCUUCUAACAAAAUUCAAUUUCUCUUCUCUCAGAGAAGUUAUUAACGGCUGGCCACAAAUUAUUUUUAUCACAUUGGUCAUCUGUGGAACUGUGGAAAAGCUGACAUAGAAAAACAUGCUUGUUUGACAGAAGAAAAGAGAAGUCAUUGGAACAUUGUGGUCAAGUCACAGGUCUGUGUGUCUCCUCAGGGGCUGAGAGGGGUGUUGGGGAGCAGGCAAAGAUGGCUGUAGACCCUGACAAUGAAAUCUGCCAAAGCCGGUUAUUACAACCAGCAGUUUUUGGGAGAAACUGAAAAUCUAAGACACUCCAGAGUAAGAACAAUGAGCUGCUCUAAGGACAGUUUCUAGAACAGUUUGCAGAAGACAGAACCAUGGUGGAAUUCCUAAAAUAGUCUAAAUAUGGUCAUCUCCAAUAGUGAUUCUUUGAUGUAGGCUGACUAUGGAUGGAGUUUGGGGACAUUUUUGGCACCUACAUCUUCUCUUGAAAUUUUUGUAUUAAGAAAAUCCAAAUUCCUGAAUACAACAUUUUCAUUUCAUAGUUCCAUUUGCACAUAUUUGUGUUGAUUUGCUUCAUUUCCAAAGCAUGGAAAUUUGCAGAGCUGGUGACAUUUCCUUCAUUAAACACCAGAAAUUCACCAGAGGGAGACAGAUCUGUGCCUUCUCUUUUUAGGAUCUGGUCAUUGAUACUUUAAUAAAUGUGAUGUAAACAAAAUAUACACCUAUGGUUCAGUUUAGUAUAUGUGAAUUUUUUUGAUAAGAUUGUGUUCUUAAUGUAACAAAGUUUCUUUGUAUUCAGUGAAAUGCUUAAUAAAGUCUUGGUACAAGUUA